AUGGAACAGCAGUUAUCUGCAGUUACUUCAAUGGAGGAUGAUCUGCCAUCGAUGGGGCAAGGCAAUCGUCCUCAAGGAAAAGAAAACCCACCUGAAAGUAACUUUCUAAGCGCAGAGCGCCAACUCGACGGCAGCAUUGAAACGAUUGAAAAAACUGAAGAGGAGCAACAAAUACCAACAAAUGAUGCAGAUAUUAAUGCGACUAUCGCUUUUAGUGAUGAUACGCGAGACUUGAAAAGAAAUGAUUCAAAAAUGAGCGAUACAAAUGAUGAAAAGCAUUUGCUCGCUACUGCAACGACGACGGUAGUGAAUGACUUGCAAAUACGAGAUGAAAUUGAUUGGAGUGAUGCGGAAAUUUUCGAUCGACCGAUUACGAUUGGAAGCGAUACGAAGUUUGGAGAUGAAGUUCUCUCAGUGAAAGCGAAAAAUUCCCAUGGAAAUGUCUUGGAAUUUGUUUGUUAUCGACCGGAUUUGGUGUAUUGCUUAACUGACUUCAUCACUCCGGGUAAUUAUCAACUCAGAGUUGUUUACUCAUCUGAACAAAACCCCAAAGAUUUUCAUUUACCAUUCGCCGUUAUUAUUCAACAGCAUCGCAACGACUCAACCAUUAUGGAGAAUAUCUAUGAGAAUAAGAAUUUCACGAUUGAGUUCGUUGUAUCGAAUGAAACGAAUUCAUUGGAAAACGACGACAAUCAACAGCAGCACGAGCAUGAAAUUAGCACACUCGAGAUUCCCACUGAGCAAGACGCUUCAUCAGAGAGUACGCUCAAGCACUUCUCAUCUAUAACCACUGUGACCUCAGAAUCAUCUGAUGAAGGCAUGAAAACAUCAACAGCAACUGCAAGCUCACUUGCUAUCGCGGAACCAUCUGAGCAGAUUGCUGAUUUAUUUGCAAUAGAUGAUAAAAUAAGGUCAGAAUCAGUGCCGUCAAGCACUACGGAAUCAUCUCCAAAUGCUUCUGAAGCUAUUGUGAAUAGCUCAGACGCUGGGAAUGUUGAAGUCGAAAUUUUGAGUUUGGAACCGAAGUUCGGGUCCAUUCAUUUGGAAUCAUCGACGUCCGAGAAAGAUAAUUCGGCAGCAUUGUAUCGAAAUAAGAAUGCGUCAGAUGUUCGGAAGGCAUCGACCAUUGAUGUGGUCGUAACAACUUUCCCCAGUGAUGUGGUAACAGAUGAAUCAAGCAAUUGGACAACAGUUUCAACAGCACGAACAACACCGCGUGUAACAGUUGCGAAUAUUAUGGUNAAUCUCAAUUCGUCGCUGGAAAACACACCGAAUUUCGAGUUUUUGCCACACUUUGAGCAUUCAACUUAUGAAAUCGUCAUUCCCGAAGGCAAAACUCAAGAGGAACAAUUUUUAGCGGUUGUGUUUUUCAUUGGACGAUUGGGCACUAGUGCACCUUCAUUUGAGAUUAUGUUCGAUAGAUUAAAGUGGUUUAAAAUCGGUGAUAUUAUGACGAAACAGGAGUCGAAUCAUCUCAUAAGUGCUGUGAAAAUAAUGCUACGAGCUGAUGUUGAUGUGGACAAGUCUAAGACCAGCAAUGGAUUUUAUAAAUUCUCAAUAAAGGGAAAGCAGGCUGAAUUCAUUUCGAUGGCGAAUGUGAAGAUCGAAAUAAUGACUGUUAAAGUGAAACUGACCACGUUAUCUCCCCCAAGAAGUUCUCCUUCUAUGGUAAAGAAUGACUCAAGCAGUGAAAAAGAUUUAGCAGCGUCAACCCAGCCGACCUGGUCAAGUUCUGAAGCAGAUUUCAAUACUGACACUACGAAAUCUAAUGAUAUGAACGAUUCGGUUGUGGAUAUCACAACACGUAUGACAACGCAAACUGAUUACAGCAUAGUGACAACUACUGAGGGAAUGCUAACAAGUGAUAAAGAAAUGUCCACAACUGAUAAGAUGGAAUCUGGCGAGCAUUCUCAGAGUUCAUCGUCAGUACCUGCACUCGCAACGACAACAGGAUUUCCCUCAGCUGCAACUGCACCUGUACGGGUAUCAUCAGUAUUUGGAGCAAAUGAAUCGCCAGAAAUUGGAUCAUCUGAAACAGAACGGAAUGAUAUUGAGAAUGAAGUUGAAAAUUUUGAUAGUGAGGUGGGCCGAGUAAGUAGUUUGGUGGAAGAAGAUGAAUCAAAUAAUGUGAUGAAUGCGACAGCUGAAGUGAUAACUGAGAUAGCCUCAGGCUCUAAAGGACCAUAUUCAGUGGACGAAACUGAAGGAAUGCUUCCAACUACAGAGAAGCAUUUGAAUUUUGAAAGCUCAUCAUCGGAUGAAUCAAAUAAUAAAUCUGUUGGUGCGAAGUCAGAUGAAAAUGUGAACUCUGAAUGGAUUCUAAAUGGGAACGAGGAUAGUUCAGAGAGAAUGGCUGAAGAAUCGCUGGUUAACAUGAAUGCAGAAGAAUCGAUGAUGACGAUGACAACGACAGAAACACUGCUGACCGUCGAGGAAUCUGAAGUAGGGCAGAACGCUUCUAGUAGUAGGAGUCCAACUGCAGCUGCUCAAGGGAAUGAUCACCAAUUUGAGGUUGAUGAUCAUCUCACAUCGGUUCCGACGACUACGACGAAUCCUGAGAUGUCAUCUUCUGAUAUGGGAGGCGACUUACUGACAAAUGCUAACGCAGAUGAUACAAUAGCAUUAAGUAUGGGUUCAAUAAACACGGAUGAGAAUAUAGAAGGGGGAGCUGCUGAAGAUUUUGCAAGCAAAACAACUCGGAAUCCUCGGAUUGAAGAGACAAGCGAGUCUGGAUUUGUAACGACAACAACAGAAAGCUUGGAUUCAAGAUUGAAAACCACGGAAUCUGGGUUAUUGCUUGAGAAUCUCUCAAGAGGGCAAUCCAGAACAUAUAAUACAGAGCUGAAAAUUGAAUUCAGAAUGCCCAACAAACGAGAACUUCAUAUAUCAGAGGGUCUUCGUAAUGGUGAAAUUGUACCGAAUUUUGAGAUACUCGUUACAGCAAAACAAAUGGAUCCAUACGAUACAAUAAUGUUAUCUGUGAAUUCGACCGCGUUUGAGAUGAGGCCUAACGAAAUGCAGCCUGGAAAGACGGUAUUUUUAAUGGUCAACGACAACACUUUUCUCGAUUAUGAAACCGCUCCAAAUGAGUUUACUAUUGAGAUAUCAGCAAAUAUGCGCACAAGACCGUUGAUCUCGGUAUCAAAGCGUGUUAUUGUGGUAAAAGAGGAUGUCAGUGAUAUUCCACCGAAAUUCCUGUCGACCUCAUACGAUUUCCAUGUUCAAGAGUCGAGCAUAACUGGACAGAAAGUGGGACAACUCGAGGUGGAGGACUUGGAUGAGACAGAUCGUGCAAAACAUAGUUACAAAUUGAUUGGACCCGGCAGUGAAUUGUGA
Anisakis simplex (herring worm) is the source of this 3336-nucleotide messenger RNA. The record is from the annotation of a GenBank genome assembly. NCBI's taxonomy places the organism in Eukaryota, Metazoa, Nematoda, Chromadorea, Rhabditida, Anisakidae.